Messenger RNA from Penicillium mononematosum, 1698 nucleotides. RefSeq lists its product as uncharacterized. The record is from RefSeq and is a predicted model, not a curated record. The transcript is spliced from 3 exons. NCBI's taxonomy places the organism in Eukaryota, Fungi, Ascomycota, Eurotiomycetes, Eurotiales, Aspergillaceae. Bases 1 to 1698 code for a protein of 565 amino acids.
AUGGCCCCCAGAACCUAUUUGACCACUGGCUUGAGACACCUAGGCAAGCCCCGUCUCCUGGAGCCUGGUGAAACCUUCGUUGUCCGGUACAAGAAUUCCCUCCGGCAAUACAAAUCCGACGUCUGGAUUGGCGUGGUACUGCCAGAGAAAUUCGGACCAAGCCGGCACAUAAACCGUCGCCCUGUUGGUGCCCAGCCAGUUGAGGGUGCCUGGAUGACGCACCUGAAAGACCGGAUGUACUCGGUGUAUCUUCCGGGUCGAAACAUGUACAAAUGGGUCGGACUCCAGGAUCUCUUUAUUCUCAAUGAAAAGACCAUCAACGUUCUUCGUCGCGCUCAGAGAGAGCCUGAUGCCAAGAUCUGGGACGAUCUGAUGGAAAUCAUUCGGACUGAGCCUGGCCUCGAAUUUUGGAAGAACAUGUCUCUCCAGGAACUAGGAGCCAAGGGGAAACGAGGCAAGGAACUUCGUCUGGUCCUGCCAAGUGGCCAUGAGGACAUGGUCUCCUGUGCAGAAAGCGAUGCAGAAUCUGAGUCCGAGGAGGAAGAUGGAGAUGGAGAUGACAAUGAAGAAGAAGACAAAAAGGACCUAUCAAAUCACGUGGAGCCUGAUACUGACGCUGCACCCUCAUCUAAUGAGCUGACAACCAUCAGGUCAUUUUCUGACCCACGUGCUCCUCAGAGCGCUCAGUUCAGACAAACAUUGGGGUCUUUGCAAGAUGUUAAACCCGUCAGCUCUGCAUCCGAAAGCAUUCCUUUUGCUGACAGAGAGAGCUCUAGCUUCAAAAAGACCCAGCAAUUCCAUCCGUGUCCCCCUCUGGUGCCUCCCACUUCUUCUUCUCUCCCAACGUCAUCGACAACCAAUGCGCCACAAACUACCAUGACGCUAAACAUGGUGCCUAAGGUUGAAGAUGAUACUAGUGCUGGUGCUAGUGGUAGAAUUGCAGAUGUGCCAACUCAGCAACCCAUCCAAGAGUUCUCAAUCUUCGAUUUGACUCUCAGCCAAGCUCUGAAACAUGUCUUCCUGAACCAGCCUCAAACUGCCAAGAUCACCGAUGUGUUCCUAGGCGCCCUAGCUCUCGAAAAACAGCCGGAGCACCUACAGAUCCGUGAAUACCUAGCAGAUGGAGAAUUCCCCCCUCGCCUAAUUACACUUAAAAACUCAGGCUUCUCGCAUCCCACUCCAUUCCCAGCCCUCGAUUCCGACAGCAGUACUACCUACCGCCUGGUUGGCGAUCAAAUGGGAAUUGGUCAGAACUUCAAACUGAACGGCGUGAGCAACAGCCUCGAUCUGGAAAAUGCCAUCAUCGUCCUGGGAAGAGUAUACCUCCAAGCCCGCCGUUUCGGCCUGAUGGAUUUGGUCUACCGAAUUACCUUCAAGCUCCAAGUCGCCUGGAACUGUUACCCAGAACUAUACCAGUCCAAACCCCUCCUCGCGGUUGCUUCGCUUGCUUUCACUGGCCGAACAGAGUUCGAUGAGGCGGGCUGUGAUUACCUCCAGUCAUGGCUCAUUCAUUUCAUUGCUGAGGCCUCGGACCUGCUCACGUAUAAUGCUAGCGAGCAGUUCUGGUCGUUGUUGCGAGAACACCCAAAGCUGCAAGAGAAAGUUCUCAAUCUUCGCACCGUGGCUCAUGUCCAUAACCCCGAGUUGUAUGGUAAUACCCGUGCGCUACUUGAGAGCCGUGGUCUGGGAAACAUUUGA